AAAAAUUGCGAACAGAUUUUACCGUUGGUAAAGAAGUCAAUUUUGCCGGUUCUGGAAGCAUGGAAGAGAAACUUAAUAAGGCGAGCAAUAACCCUGACCUUGUUUCACGAUUGAUAAGAAGUAGCACCUU
Molecule: messenger RNA, 130 nt
Organism: Funneliformis caledonium
Lineage: Eukaryota; Fungi; Glomeromycota; Glomeromycetes; Glomerales; Glomeraceae
Source: the annotation of a GenBank genome assembly